Chara braunii is the source of this 2030-nucleotide messenger RNA. The record is from the annotation of a GenBank genome assembly. Lineage: Eukaryota; Viridiplantae; Streptophyta; Charophyceae; Charales; Characeae.
GCGAAAUCAAAACCCCUUCUCAAACUUUGCUCCGACCUCCACGCCAGCAGGCGGCGACACCAGCCUGGCUUCCUGGCUGUCCCCCCAACUCCGCGACGAUGCUAUCACGGCAUUAGGCAAAGAGGAAUGUCUGACGUGACAGCCCCUAGGACAGCGUCGCGGCAGUUUUGGAGGGACUGCGUAGUCAUCAGUCUCUUCCUGUCAAGAUGAUUCGGCAGUGGUUUGGGUUUGUACGAGAUGUGAUCGGCUUGAUGAGGGGGAGUGAAGCGGUGGUCAUACGGCGGCAAACUGAGCGGAUUCGCAUGCAGCUUGUAGAGCUUCAGGCAAGGCGAUUGCUGCGCGAGAAGGAGCUCGAAGAGGCCUGCCUCAGAGAUGUCAGGCAAGUGGUUGAGAAGGUGCAGCGUCUCCAAAGAGAUCUGACGGAUGCUGAAGAGGCCGCAAAGGCGUACGUAGAUCGGCUUGCAGAACAUGCGCAGAAGUCGAUCGAGGAGCAAGGGCCACCGGAUACAGCAUUGGUUACAGAGAGAGCUUCGGAACGACUGGACGCAGCGGUUUACGGCGACCGGUCACUUGGGAAUUCCGGCCUUCCUGGGACAUCCAGCAUUAUUGGUUCUUCUGUGGAGGAUAUGGAGGGGUCUGGUGCGCCUGAUGUCAGAGUGGGAACAGGACUGAGUGAAGGGGGAGGAGGUGAUCCGGCAGGAAUAAGUUGGCGGCACAAAUCGCAGGAAACGAACUCGGCAGGUCGAUACCCUUCUGCGCACGAUGGAAAUCUUAGAUGACACUCUUCUUAAGGCUGCCCCAGACACAUUUUGGUGUUUGUUGUGUGUGUGUGUGUGUGUGUGUGUGUGUGUGUGUGUGUUGUGUGUGUGUGUGUGUGUGUGUGUGUGUGUGUGUGUGUGUGUGUGUGUGUGUGUUGGUUUUCUUGAGGUUUCUUUUCUUGGUUGCAUUUUUGAAAGCCUACUUCUGUUUAUGGAUGCACAGCAGGACCGAACCGCUGACCAUCACGAGUUCAAAAUUGGUUGUUGAUUUGUAUUUGUUGUUUUGUAUUUGUUGUUUUGUAUUCGUUGUUUUGUAAUAAUAAGUAAUUGAGAUAACAGGAAGGUAGUGGUGAGAGCUGCUGAAUAACUUGACUUGCACUGCAAGUCCUGGUUUUGUCUAUGUUUUUUUGGGGGGGGGAGGAGGACCAUUUCUCGAUUUAUGUGUGUCAUCCUUGUGCAGGGGCCAUGCUAAUCUUGUCUGUAUCAUCCCAAUGUUAUCGGAUGUCCCGAAGGAUGCUCAAUUUGGCAUGCUGUGUUGUUGUCUUUUUAUCAUUAGCUGGUAGCUUUUUGUUUUUCCUUAGUAGGUGGUAGUAGGCUUUAAAACUGCAGCUUGGGAGAAACUUGUAUUUCUGAAGUCUGCGGCAGCGUUUUCAGCUGCUUUAUAGUGUUUUUUUUUUUCUUCUUUUUUUUCUGCAGCCCUGGUUGUUAUCGGGGUGAUACGAGCAUCACCCAGUAACACCUCUGUUUUUUUUUUCUUCUUUUUUUUUCCUUCUCUUUUUUCCGCCGCCCUGGUGUGCGGCUCCCGUUUAUUGAUGGGGAGCAAUGGAGCAUCACCUGCUGGAAAAUGGGUCUAGCGUCCCUGAGUGGGGCAAUUUCAUAUGCAGGCCUGUAGUUCCUGUUAGCAUUGAUUGCCCUGGGAGACCUCAGGGGUCUGACCACGAGUGGCACAAUUUGAUAUGCAGGCCUGUAGUUCCUGUUAGCAUUGAUUGCCUCCCAGGCUGUAGGAAGGUUAUGCAGUGCAGCCAAACAGCUGAACCUCGACAAUCGUGAUUACAUGGCGGUAUUGAUUGCCCUCUGCCUGAGCAGCAGGGGGGGUUGACUGUGUUUUCGCGAUUAAAUUCGCGACUAAAUUCACAACUAAAUUCGCGACUAAAAUCACGAAGCAACACCUGAGAAUUGAGCCCAAUGUUAUUCCAUGGGCUGUCAAAUGAGCCACGCAGGAUUGGUUACGGUUACCCUCCCUUAAUCGGGGGAUAAACUGCGAUACCCUCA